This is a messenger RNA of Cucurbita pepo subsp. pepo (vegetable marrow), 1541 nucleotides long. RefSeq names its product mannan endo-1,4-beta-mannosidase 7. Lineage: Eukaryota; Viridiplantae; Streptophyta; Magnoliopsida; Cucurbitales; Cucurbitaceae. The record is from RefSeq and is a predicted model, not a curated record. Gene Ontology annotation, biological process: polysaccharide catabolic process. Gene Ontology annotation, molecular function: mannan endo-1,4-beta-mannosidase activity.
CAGCUCUCCACUUUCCAGGCCGCCCUAGAAGCUCUUAAUAAAUGACAGCCCCAUUCCACUUUCACUCUUAACAAACCCACAACACAGAGAUGAGGCUUUGGAGUACGGUUUUGGUGGUUCUGGUUCUGGUUCUGGUUCGAGCCAAAGCAGACGAUGGGUUCGUGAGUACCAGAGGGCAGCAACUGAUACUGAACGGAAGCCCAUUUUACGCCAAUGGGUUCAAUGCGUAUUGGCUAAUGUACUUCGGGUCAGACCCAUCGCAGAGAAACAAGGUCUCCUCUGCUUUUGAAGAAGCCGUCAAGCAUGGGCUCUCCAUUGGCAGAACUUGGGCCUUCAGCGACGGCGGAGACAGCCCUUUGCAGUACUCUCCCGGCAGCUACAAUGAGAAGAUGUUUCAGGGUUUGGAUUUUGCGGUGUCGGAGGCGAGGAAAUAUGGGAUUAAAUUGAUAUUGAGUUUGGUGAACAACUAUGAGAAUAUGGGAGGGAAAAAGCAGUAUGUGGAGUGGGCGAGGAAUGAGGGGCAGUCUAUUUCAUCCGACGAUGAUUUCUUCAGUAACCCUGUUGUGAAAGGGCUGUACAAGAAUCAUAUUAAGAGCAUUUUGACAAGAAUCAACAGCUUCACCGGAGUAGCUUAUAAAGAUGAUCCAACCAUAAUGGCUUGGGAACUCAUGAACGAGCCUAGGUGUCCUUCAGAUCCUUCGGGGAACACGAUUCAGGCGUGGAUUAGAGAAAUGGGUUCAUACUUGAAAUCAAUAGAUGGGAAGCACUUGUUAGAAGCUGGUUUGGAAGGGUUCUAUGGACAAUCAAGGAAUCAAGGGAAUCCAAACUUUCAAGUGGGAACUGAUUUCAUUGCCAACAAUCAGAUACCUGAAAUCGACUUUGCCACAGUCCACUCAUAUCCUGAUCAAUGGCUAACUGGUUCAACUAAUCAGAAUCAGCUCUCAUUCCUAAACACUUGGCUCAAUGAACACAUCCAAGAUGCACAGAACAUUCUGCACAAGCCAGUUCUCUUUGCUGAGUUUGGGAAAUCUACAAAGAACUCUGCCUCUGAUCAAAGGGAUCAGCUUUACAAUGCUGUUUAUUCAGCUGUGUACUCCUCCGCUCGAGGCGGCGGUGCAGCUGUGGGCGGAUUGUUCUGGCAACUUUUAGUUGAAGGAAUGGAUUCUUUUCGAGACGGGUACGAAGUGAUACUUAGCGAGAACCCAUCGACUGCUAACUUAAUAUCUCAGGAGUCUAGAAGGCUGAUUCGCAUCAGGAAGAUGUAUGCUAGACUCAGGAACAUUGAGAAGUUGAAGAGAGCAAAGGAGAUAGGAAGAGCAGAGUGGGAGGAGGCCUUAAAGGGAGGCAACAACAACAGUCCUGGAAAUUAAGCAAAAUAUUGACUACUUGAUAUAAGUUUUGAGGUUAAGAGAUGAGAGUUCUUGCUCAUCCAAAAGCUGAAUGUGGUGCCUUGUGAUAUAAGGAUUGAAAUCAAGAGUUGUCUUAGGAAAUAUUUUGGCUUUCUACAUUUUACAUAUAAGAAAAGAAGUUAAAUAUUUACG